Aspergillus vadensis CBS 113365 is the source of this 611-nucleotide messenger RNA. RefSeq lists its product as uncharacterized. NCBI's taxonomy places the organism in Eukaryota, Fungi, Ascomycota, Eurotiomycetes, Eurotiales, Aspergillaceae. The record is from RefSeq and is a predicted model, not a curated record. The transcript is spliced from 2 exons. Bases 1 to 417 code for a protein of 138 amino acids.
AUGCCUGCCAACACCCGCAUUCAGUCUUCAGCUUCAAAGCUCCAUAAUCUGCUUGUACCCCGGCCUCCAACACCGUGUCUGCUUCCACUGCGCUCCAUCUGGCAGCCCGCUGCGAUUCAUACUCCAAGAAGCGUGCAGGCACGUCUGAACAGCGGCCUGGGCAAAGAGUGGAAGGGUACUGGGGCGGAGGAUAAUGCAGUUAACCGGGCAGAGAAAAGUGAUACCACAGACCCAACAACAGAUGCAUCAGCAUCUGUCAUGCAGGACAGAAAGGAGGGCGGGGGUAACGACGCAAAGCCUCAGGGAGCAACAGAAAAGGGAGGCAGUCAGCAUGGGAAGAAGGCGAAGCAGGAGCAUCCGAAGGCACCAGAGCCAAUUAUUGGAAUGAAUGAUGAGAGAGGCCAUAAGGGUCAUUAAGCCCAGGAUCAUAUAAUGAUAAUUGGAAAAGCUCAGAAGCGGUUUAAGUGGGACUGGAAGACGCUAGUCUUGGAGCUAUAUCAUCUCAGUACUUGUGUUUCAUUAUCAUGUUGACUGUACAUAAAAUCUUGAAUAGCAGGAUCUAUCGACCAGGUUUGAACGACAGCACCUAAAAUAAGAAGGUUAGCUUUGGC